Messenger RNA from Patiria miniata (bat star), 3729 nucleotides. RefSeq names its product core histone macro-H2A.1-like. Gene Ontology annotation, molecular function: DNA binding; structural constituent of chromatin; protein heterodimerization activity. Gene Ontology annotation, cellular component: nucleosome. Lineage: Eukaryota; Metazoa; Echinodermata; Asteroidea; Valvatida; Asterinidae. The transcript has 8 exons. Bases 161 to 1267 code for a protein of 368 amino acids. The record is from RefSeq and is a predicted model, not a curated record.
CAAGUUAAAGGGCAACAUGUACAAACAAGCCAACAAGCUUGUGUACUAGUUUACUACAGCUUUAUAAAGCUGAAUCACUUGUGUUUUUUUUAUCACUAUUUCCUGCAGCAAGCACAACUUAGAUUGCCAAUUUCACAGCUCAGCAUCCAUCUUUAUCAUCAUGUCAGGUCGUGGGGGAAAGAAAAGGGGUAAAUCUGUGUCCAAAUCGGCCCGGGCAGGGGUGCUUUUCCCGGUGAGUCGUAUGGGCCGGUACCUCCGUCUAGGCACUCAUCACCAACGGAUCGGCGCCGGAGCCCCUGUGUACUUGGCGGCAGUGAUCGAGUACCUCACCGCUGAAAUAUUGGAGCUUGCAGGCAAUGCUGCCCAUGACAACAAGCGAGGGCGCAUCACUCCUCGUCACAUUCUGCUCGCCAUUGCCAACGACGAGGAGCUCCACCAGCUCCUGCGUCAUGUGACCAUAGCAAACGGAGGAGUGCUGCCGAAGAUUCAUCCCGAGUUGCUUGCCAAGAAAAAAGGACCAAAAUAUAAGAUGCUACUUGACUCCCACCCGUCUCCUCCACCUGUCAAGAAACCGACCUACAAGACAGCGGCGCAGAAGAAAGAGGCUCCGUCCACCUCUAAGAAGAACACCCCCAAGGCUAAGACGCCAGCCAAGAAAGGCAAGACACCGGCCAAGGGCAAAGGAAAAGGUUCAGGAAAGACAGUGCUGUCGGAGAAAAGACUCUUUCUUGGACAGAAGUUGACCGUGGUCCAGUCUAACAUAGCUGAAAUCUUGGCCGACGUUGUGGUCCAUCCAACCAACUCAAGUUUCUACAUGGGAGGGGAAGUAGGUAAUGCCCUGGACAGCGCUGGUGGUAAGGAAUUCAGGGACGAGAUGAAUAAACUCAAGGCAGCUCAGGGCAACCUUGAAGUUGCUGGAGCUGCCAUUUGCCCAGGCCAUAACUUUCCAGCCAAGUUCGUGAUCAGCUGUCACAGCCCGUCGUGGGGCGGGGCUAACGCCAUUCCUAACCUUGAGAAGUGCGUCAAGAACUGUUUAGCCCUUGCUGAUGAAAAGAACCUUACAUCUAUUGCUCUGCCGUCCAUUGGCAGCGGGGGGAAUGGGUUUCCCAAACAGACUGCAGCGGAGACCAUCCUGCAGACCAUCAGCAAGUACUUUGUGACCGUAAUGUCCUCGUCUCUCAAGCAGGUGUAUUUUGUUCUCUAUGACCAAGACAGCAUCGACGUCUACACCAGGGAGCUGUCUAGGUUGGAGGUAGACCAAAAUUGAAAAGGGGAGAAUUAAUUGUAGGGGUCCUAACCUCAUAACUGUCACAAGAGUUUAGUUUUUACUUCUGAUUUCCUGAGUAUAAACCCUCUGAUUCAAUUGACUUAGGCAGGAUCUAAAUUACUUGGCUACGGUUUGCCACUUACAUGGAAAAGAAUGAAAGCCCCUCCCUGUACACACAUGUGUGUUACUGCCAAAAGAAGCAAUGUAAUUUAAAUGUGACCUACAACAAAGUGUGAUUACGUACCAGUGGUCAACUAUCGUUGCUGGGUUCCCACAGGCAUGGAAAAAUCCUGGAAAAAUUCUGGAAUUUAAAGCUAUCAUGGAAAGUCGUGGAAAGUCAUGGGAUUUUAUUUUUAGAUUUCUGUUGGAACCCUUUAGUUGAUUUGUAACGUAACUCAAGCCGUGGAACAAAAGCAAUGUGCGAACAAUCCCUGGUUUGAUGAAAUUCUUUCGUCUAAUUUGUUGGUGAACUUACAUCAUAGGCCACAUUUACAGAUAUUAUUUCUGAAUAUGUAUUUACUGACCCCUAAAACAUACAUGAUUGUGAAAAUUUACCAACGUGACAUGAAGUUGCAAUGACAAUGACAAGAGGAUUUGGUUAGACUUUGGAAGCCAGACGUGGGUGAAAAAAAUGCUUGCGAUAGUCUGUGGUUGUACCGUUGUAGGACCGUGGUGAUUAUACUUCUGUAUUAGUUUAUAUAGUUUCUUAGUUUGGUUGCCUGUCGUAGUCUUUUAGCACACUUUGUAGGACUUCAUGAUAGAAUUAGUGAAUUGAAUCGAAUUGGGAAUCUUAUUGGAUAAUUUUGGGUUGUGCAUCCGGUGAUUGUAACCCAAUGAGUUUGAAAUUGCUCUGACUAUUUCAGAGAAAUAAGGAAUGGCAGAGAAGUCAAGGGGAAUUGUACUUUUCUCAAUAAUUUCCAUUUUUAUCACAUUGUACAUAAUUAUAAAAGAUCAAUGUGGAAUUUUUGCACAAACUGGUUUAAGCCACUGCGUAAAUAGAUUCUACUUUUCUAGAAAAUCAACUUGGCAGUUUGUCACACACUCUGAUCUGUUCUGUGAUUAGGCUCAAGUGUGCCAACAAGAAUUCUCACAUCAAUUGCAAAACGUUCUCUUCAUAUUAUGUAGUUGAUCGGAGUUGUUACGCCCAAACUAAAUCAAGUGUCUCAACUAUAGUUUUGACUGUCCCAGCUACUGUUUGUACAGUCCCAACAAUAGUACGGAAAUUCCAAACUGUAGUUGGGACGAUCCUAACUGUAAUUGGGAUGAUGCCAUAGUUUAGGCGUAACAUAAACAUUUAAACUUGUACCUUUGCCAACUCAUUCCUAUGGUUACCAAUUUAUAUUUGUACUAACUAGUACCUUGGCAACUCUUCUUUAACCAGUUUUCUAGCUGGUAUAAGAUAGGCCUGAUAACAAAAACAUAAAUCUCAAGUAAAACAUUGGGACUUAAUUUCUCCUUUUUAUCAACACUUUUUGUGUAAGUACCUUGUGGAUGUGGUGGUUUGAAAUCAACCUAGGUAGGGAAUUGUGUAUGGUGAUAUUUGAGUCUGUUCUCGUGGUGGAUUCCGAAGAUGUGUAUUUUCAAUAAGAUGUUACUUGGAAUUUUUUUGUUUUUGCUUCAAGAUUAGAUUAGUCAGUAGAUUUGAGAUAGAAAUUAAAUUCUCCUGUUCGAUGAAAUAAAAUGGGAAGAAAAUCACAGAUCAUGUAAAAUAAUUCCCUUUUAUUAUUAAAACAAUUCCUUAAUUCAUGGAUGGCAUCAUAUUUUGUUGUCAUGUGACAAAAUCUAUUUUACCAAAAAUAAAAUGAAAUCAUAACAUGGAAAUUAUUUUUCAUAUUUUAAUAAAUUUUAUCCUAAUACGAUUUAUAAUCUUGCGCUGUAUUGUGGAGGUUAGGUAACUUUGGAAAACCUGAUGAAUUAAUGUAGUUUGUUAUACAAAAAAAAGGAAAACCAAAUACAAUGUAGUUUGACCUCUACUAUAUUGGAAAAGGUCAUUCAAAGUGGAUGCAAGACAAACUUCUGGUCCCAAUACAAAUCAUGUUUCCCUUUGAGGUAUUACAAAGAUUGUUUAAAAAUAAGUAAACCAUUUUUAAAUAAAGGACAACUACAGUUUUGUGGAUCAGGAAAUAUUUCAAUAACACAGCAUAUUGUGUUUUAGACAUUCUUGUAAAUAAGAUACAUUUACAAGAGUAAACAAGAGAGAAAUUCGAUUUAUUGAAAUUUUAUUAUGCUUGCAAAGAUAGUUUUUAAACGCAGUGAUAUAGGCAGCAGUAUCAAAUGCUUGGAGACAAAAGCUAUAAUUUUUGUUUGUUAGAUUUUAUAAAUUUUGCUGAAAUAUUACCAUGUUUUGUUAGUCACAAACUGUUUAUUGUUUAGAGCUCACUACUAGCCACUGGCUCUUUAGUAGGCAAUUACGCUACUAUUACAAAAAAAAAAUUAUGUUCUGAAUGAGAAUUUCGUAUGGA